Messenger RNA from Ipomoea triloba (trilobed morning glory), 798 nucleotides. RefSeq lists its product as uncharacterized. NCBI's taxonomy places the organism in Eukaryota, Viridiplantae, Streptophyta, Magnoliopsida, Solanales, Convolvulaceae. The transcript has 2 exons. The record is from RefSeq and is a predicted model, not a curated record. Bases 1 to 798 code for a protein of 265 amino acids.
AUGGCAGUGGAGGCUUCGUCUGAAGGUGUCGCAGGGCUAACCGCCCGGUGGGCUGACUGGGCUUUGGAGGAAGAGGAAGCGGCGUUUGAGCCGGUAGGAGUCGACGAUGCUGUAGCAGUCACGGCUGAGACGAAGGGAGUGCAGGUCUGUGAUGGCGUUCUACCGGCGGACGUGGUCCUGGACUCAUUGGAUAUAUGGGUGCAGUUACACGAGCUGCUCAUGGGUUAUACAUCAGAUACUGUUUUGGAACAGCUCGGCAAUCAAAUUGGAACCUUUAUCAAGUGUGAUAAUCGGUUUGCGGGAGCGCCUUGGAAGACAUUCUACCGUAUUCGGGUGGCGGUUCCGGUUGAUAAACCGUUGCGGAGACGCAUGAGGUUGAUGAAGAGAGACAAGACUACCUGUUGGAUUUCUUUCAAGUAUGAGAGGCUGCAUAACUUUUGCUUCUUCUGCGGUUUAUUGGGACAUUCUCACAAAUUUUGUCUCAAGGCUAGGGAGGCGGCAAUGCCGAUUGAGCUUUAUCAUUAUGAUGCAUCUCUGCGUGUUGGGGGUGCGAGGAGUCCACGACCGAUUGGGGAGAGAUGGCUUGUACCGGCAGAGGGACCUAGCCCGUCGCUGGCUGUACCGGAAGUUGUUGCGGCAGACGUUAGUGCGACUUGGGUUCCUGAGGCCGAACCUGUUGUGGUGGCAGUGUCGAAGAGAAGAAGGGAAGGGUCGAAUGGUGGUACAAGGAGAUUGGGAAGGGAUGUGACCAUGUUGGAUGUCUCAAAAACCUUGCAGGUGGCGGGCACUGGUUCCUAG